Molecule: messenger RNA, 174 nt
Organism: Podarcis lilfordi (Lilford's wall lizard)
Lineage: Eukaryota; Metazoa; Chordata; Lepidosauria; Squamata; Lacertidae
Source: the annotation of a GenBank genome assembly
AUGAACCGGCAGGCAUUCUUGACUGGUUCACAGAGGAAAUGUGAAGGAAUAGCUGCUGAACUGAAAGGCAAUGUGGAAAUAAAGUCAAAACUUCACAGUGGGUUUGAGAAGCCUAAUCAGAUUUCUCCUACCAGCCUGAGUGAGAAAAACUGCACACACACACAUUCAGCAUAG